AAAAGAAGAAUAAACACAUUCAAGUAGAACGACAAAACUUGAGCACAUAUUUUUUUAUUUUAGAAAGUUUCAUCUUUUAAAAGAAGACGAUAUAAUAAGGAGUGAUUUUUACAUCAACUAGUGAAAUUAAAAAUUCAUUCUAUAAAAUGAAGAAUAAAUUUCAAAUUCUUAUCUUAAUUUUUGUUAUAAUUAGCUAUGUACAAUGUGGAGGUAGCACUCCCAAAAUGAUAGCUUAUCGAGAAGUAACUCCAAUUGUUGAAGUUACAGAACCACCUGCUACAGAAGCAACAUUUUUGAGACAAGUGUAUAACGCAUUCACCACAGCUUUGGUGUUAAAAGUGGAAGAAUAUUCAGCAAAUCUUCUGGGCACCAGUGCUGUAGCCAAACUUAUACACUCACUUUUAUUUAAAGAGUAAAAAACAAUAAUCCACAACUGCAUUCCAUCGUUCUUUUGGUUGACCAGGUUUUUGUUUUCCCAGUGGAUGACUACUGUAGAUAGUUAAAUUUUAAAAUCUGAAUGUAAAUCUGUUGAGCGAAAUGGUGUUCACUGAUUACAGAAGCAAAUUACAAAUUUCAAGAGAUUGGUUAAUGAACAAAGAGUAUUCUUUUUGAUAAUCUUUUCACUCCACCUACUAAAGUGAAGAGGGUCUACAGGUAAUAUGUGGAGCUUUGAUCACAUA
Molecule: messenger RNA, 680 nt
Organism: Trichobilharzia szidati
Lineage: Eukaryota; Metazoa; Platyhelminthes; Trematoda; Strigeidida; Schistosomatidae
Source: the annotation of a GenBank genome assembly